Molecule: messenger RNA, 4453 nt
Organism: Mya arenaria
Lineage: Eukaryota; Metazoa; Mollusca; Bivalvia; Myida; Myidae
Product: synaptic vesicle glycoprotein 2A-like
Exons: 12
Coding region: 400-1983 (527 amino acids)
Biological process (GO): transmembrane transport
Cellular component (GO): membrane
Molecular function (GO): transmembrane transporter activity
Source: RefSeq, a predicted model, not a curated record
GUCUUUGUUUACGUAAACAAAAAUACGGGCAUAAACACAAUAAAAGGCCAGCGAUGUAUGUUCUGUCAUUCAGCGCUAAACGGUAUUAUUAAUUGGCUCAAUUAAUUUCAAACUUAUUUAAUACAAAACCUUCAGAAUAUUUAAUGCUAUUGAUCGUAGAAUCGCCAUAUUAGCUUUCAGAGAAAUAUUCGGAUUGUCUAAAUCGGACAGGUUCAGAAUUAAUUUGUGUCGUGAAAUAUAUUAGGCGCGUAUGCAGUGAACUUAUCUUAUUUUCAUUUAUUAACGAUAACUUAGUUCUAUUAAGAGUGAUAAAGAAAUACAAAUAAUUCAAAAGCAAUCAGAAAUGACAUCCACCAGAUUCCACCAUCAGAAUUCAGCAACAGACCGAGUUAGAACGCAAUGGUAGACAGAAGACCUCUGAUGGCAGAGUCAAGAUUUAAUCAUGAUUAUGAGGCAGAACCACUGCUCAUUGAAAAUUCUGGUGGUGAUGACGGCCCCAGACAGCCUGAUAAAAUAUCGUACGAAGAUGCAUUGAAGACAAUAGGCUAUGGAAAGUUCCAUGUGCUACUGUUGGCCCUGUGUGGGUGGGCAGUGUCCAGUGAUGCCAUCGAGGUUCUAUCUGUCUCCUUUAUGCUGCCUAGCGCCCAGUGCGAUCUUCACCUUACCUCUGCUGACAAGGGCUUGCUCAACGCUAUCAUCUUUGUUGGUAUGAUGGUGGGAGGUUACUUCUGGGGCUCGUUGGCAGACAAGAUAGGGCGACGGACGGUUCUGAUGGGCUCGCUGACGGUGAAUGGGCUUGGAGGGCUUGUCUCCAGCACAUCUCAAGUUUUCUGGCUCUUUCUAAUUAUGAGAUUCAUCAGUGGUGUUGGAGUUGGUGGUAGCAUUCCUGUGAUAUUUUCCUACUUUACGGAAUUCCUGCCAAAGUUUCGACGAGGGGCUAUGAUCAGUGCACUAGCCACGUUCUGGAUGAUGGGAAAUAUCAUAGCCGCAGGUCUGGCAUGGCUGGUCAUUCCCCACUCGACGCUUGGGUAUUUCUCUCCUGAUUUCAAGUACAAUAGCUGGCGUAUAUUCAUUGCAAUCUGUACAUUCCCGAGUCUAUCAUCAGCAUUCUUUUUCAUGUUCAUGCCAGAGAGUCCCAAAUUUUACCUUACACACCAUAAAGAGGCUCUAGCUGUAGACAGUCUGAUGACAGUGCAUAAAAUUAACCAUGGGAACAAACCAUUCCAGGUUCCGGGACUUAUCCUGACCACAGAGAAAGAAGAGGUGGUGGCUGAAGAUGUGAACACUUCGUCUUGUGUCGCCAAUAUGCAAAAUCUGUUUCAUCAAACUAAAGAACUGUUUGGAAAGUCUUUACGAAGGACAACUAUCAUCAUGAUUAUCAUCAACUUUACUCUCAGUUUCGGGUACUAUGGCCUGUGGAUGUGGUUCCCGGAGAUAUUUGCUCGUGUUGAGAAGUACGGUGGAUCACCAUGUGACCACACGGUUGUCAACACCACAGGGACAAAUGAAACUGAAGUGUGUAACCCCAUCCCGAACGACUGGGUGUUUUUUGAAGGCUUCAUGACAGCACUCUCUAAUCUCCCUGGCAACCUUUUCACAAUAUUCCUUAUGGAUAAACUUGGCAGGAAACCUCUAUUAGCUACAAGUAUGGUGCUGUCCGGAGUCACAGUUUUCCUACUGCCGGUCGUAAAGACCAAGAUCGGGAACCUGCUUAUAUCAUGUGCAUUUGGAGCCAUCUCCACCGUCGGCUGGAACUCCCUGGAUGUACUCCAGGCUGAGCUGUUUCCCACAGCUGUCAGGUCAACAGCUUUUGGACUCCAAUCAGGCGUGGGAAGAAUCGCAGCCAUCACGGGGAACAUGGUGUUUGGGGCACUAGUGGACAUUCAUUGCGCAAUACCCAUGAUAAUGGUGGCUGUCCUGCUCACUAUCGGGGGUCUCAGUGCAAUAAAACUGCCGAACACAACGGGAAAAGAUAUUCACUAACACUGUGCUAUUUCUGUGAUAUUGUGGUGGACCUAUCAUUUGUUUUAUGCCCUGCGAAUUCGGAAAUACUAUUUUUUUAUAAAUGUUAUACAGAUAAAUAUAUUGCACUAAACAAUUGGAAAGGAUGUUUAAUAUAUUUCUAACGCUGUGAUGAAUAUAGUGAAAAUGUAUGAAAUAAUUGUAUAUGCUUGCUCUUUUUAAUGCAUUACAUGCAGUUUUAUCAGAAAGAUAUAUCACACAGAAUAACUAGUGUGAAAUAAGCACAUGCUUGUUAAACUCCGGCCCUGCUAAAUUGUUUGCACAACAUAUUCAAAAUAUUUGUUUUAUAAAACCAUACUGUCACUGGUUACAUUUUUAAAAUGAAGCAGUAAUAUAAGGAUGUAGGCUUUAUUGUUUAAAAUUGUGAUGUUGAUGUCAGACACACACACAUAAGAAAGACAAUCAUAUUCAUUAUCUUUGUUUUUAAACAUGUGUGAUAGUAAAAGAAUAUGCUUGGAAUUGAUUUGUAUUAAUCAGAGAAACACAAUUGUACACAUAUGUAUACUAUUUACAUUAUUUAGUGGUUCUUAAGUUCACGAUUAAUCCUAAUAUUAGAAUUGGUUGCUUUUAACUUCAGACUUAAUUGUACAGUUUUAAAGAUUGCUUUUUGCUCAGACAUUUGAAUUAAAAACAGUUGAAAGAGCCUUGAAAUGAAGCAAAAUGGCUUUAGAAACAAUGGCCAGAUUGUUCAGAAGUGAUAAGCGACAUUGUUAACUUUUAAAGCUGAUCUUUUUUAUGAUGUGCACAUAUGGUAUAUAUUAAAAAAGACAAGUUCUGCAGAAUCUGUUGUUUCAUAUUAGUAAGCAAAACUGCAGUUCAUAAGUGUACCCGUGAAACUUCCAGAGCAAUACCGAUUUAAAAGUUAACAACGAUAUGACGUUAACAACGUUGUUAACUUCUGAACAAUUGACCCAAUGUUGUCUAAAUUGGGCAUCUUAGCCCCUUAACUCUACUUUGAACAUGAUUCCCUCAUGAUACACACACAGGCCCCUACGUAUUUUUCAGGAUUUAGGAUUGUAUUUGUAUAAGUACAUGUAUUUCAUACUAUUUGUGGCUCUUUAUUGUUAACUUUGAUGUUACACGAUAUUAUUUGUACUUUAAUUGUUAAUAUGUUUACGAAAAUGACAUAUGUAAGAUUUUUUAUGUUGUCAAAUGAAUUAUGGACUUUAUUUUAUACUUGCAUAUUGAUUAUUUUUUAUGGAUCGCUGGGCUGGUAUUCAUAUAAUAUCUGAAAUCAUUUCUUAACUGGACUUAAUUUCCUAAGAUUUUCAUAGUUAAAUUAAAAGAAAAGUAGGAGUUAUUUUAGAAUGUAUAUUCAAUAUCGUCAAUUGAAAUAAAGUAUUUCAGAUAUUAUAAAGUUAUUAAAUCAAAUGACCAGUAAAAUACUUAACUUAGGAAAAUUACUAAAGGUCAGAGGUUUCAUGAAUACUGGCCAUGAACUUAAAGAUGCUAGACACCAGAUGAUCUUUAAAUAUCGGCGAAUACAGUAUUUCCUCAAAACAAGCCUAGAAUUGUCAAUUCCAGCUAGUAGGAGGCUGAUAAACCAAUUCACAUGGUUAAAAUAAUAAACACAACGAUCAUUUUGCUGUCUCAUCUGUGUUUCUCUGUUUAAAAUAGUGCAUAAUGGUUAAAUAGUGCAUAAUGGUUUCCCAGUUUAUAUCAUAUCUGUGUAUAAGUGCAGAUAAACUAACCAAGGCUAUUUAUAAACUUACUCAGAUUAACAUGAUAGACAACCGUAGUAAAUUUCGAAUUGGAAAAAUGCGCAAAAAAUGUGGAAGAUAUGUCGUAAGCAAUGUGAUACAUCAGUAAGUAAGAUUCGAUUUGUUGUACAAAACAAUGUCAAAUGUAUGUAUGGUUUUUACAAUUGUUUACUAACAAUUGUUUCAUCCUUUUUACACCCUUUUUGAGGCCGAAACGUAGAAGCAUCAAUGUUUUAAUAAAAAACCACUGUUUCACUGAGAAAUAAUUGAACUACUGAAACUACUUUCACCCCUUCGUUUAUGAAAACUAUAUCAGUGUCAUGGUAGAUUGGUUUUUUGGAUUGUAAUUGUUGUUAUGUAAACAUAGAAAAAUGGAUAGUAUGUGUUCACGAUGAUCUUAUAUGUAAUUGUGAUAAUUAUGAUAUUUCUUGUUAAUUUUGGUAUAUUCUUUUAGUUUUGUUAUGAAAGCAGCUGGGUUGCUUUAAAAUCUACAUUAUAAUAUCCUAUAUUAAUAAAAUAUUUUCCUAAAAAAGUUUUUGAUAGUAAAUAUUAAUUGUAUGGGGUAAUUAAUGGAUGUAUAUUAUAACUAUGUAUCUAUCCUUUAGACAGAUGUUCUUGGUGUAUUCUCAUGCAUUUUAAAUGCACACAAAACCUUUAUUAUUUGCACAGGUUCAUUCAAAGACCAGUACAGUGCUGAAAUCAAAAUUCAAUAUAAGAAUAAAAAAUGGGAA